This is a messenger RNA of Drosophila hydei, 1245 nucleotides long. Its product is annotated as beta-1,4-glucuronyltransferase 1. Bases 1 to 1245 code for a protein of 414 amino acids. Lineage: Eukaryota; Metazoa; Arthropoda; Insecta; Diptera; Drosophilidae. The record is from RefSeq and is a predicted model, not a curated record. The transcript has a single exon.
AUGCGUAAAUCAUGGUUUUGGCUGCUGCUUUACGUGCUCAGCCUCUGCGUCUGGCUAAGCCAGACUACAAUGGGAAUGCUGGCUGCGUAUGUCGGAUCGGAAGCUGAGGAUUCAACUGUGAACUUGGUCGCUCUGCGCGUCGCCAUCAACUGUACAGAUCGCGUGCCUAAAUAUGAAAAGAUACGCCACUCGAACCACUGGGCUCUGGUGAACUAUGUGCCGGCUAAUCAUGGCUCUGUGCGCUGCUCCACCAGUGUCAGCUACACCACGCAUGGGGACUAUCGGUAUUUGGAUAAUGUGGCUCCGUUGGUAGAGCGCUGGCAGGCGCCAAUAAGCCUAGCGAUCUACGCACCUGGCACGGACUUCGAGGAGACCGUGAACAGCAUCAUGUGGCUGCGACAAUGUGCACCAGAGCGGGAACUUAUCAAGCAAUGGGUUACCUUUCAUAUCUACUUUCCCGUGGAUCAUGUGCCAGACAGGGUCUACGCACAAAGCUCACUGUCCAACAUGAAGUUGAAAUGUUCGAAAUUGGCGCCAUUCGUCGGAGUGUCGAAAGCUGCACUUUAUAGGACGCAGCAGCAGCUGGAUUAUCCCAUCAAUAUGGGACGUAAUAUUGCCAAGCAGGCAGCGCUGACGCACUAUAUUCUUGCCUCCGAUAUCGAACUGUAUCCAACACCUGGCCUGGUUGAUGGCUUCCUGAAGAUGCUUUCCACCAAUAUACAUUUGGCUAGGUCCAAUGCAUCAGUCUUUCCGCUGAAUAUCUUCGAGGUGGAAGCGAAUGCCACGGUGCCAUCCACAAAAAAUGAACUGAUGAUACUGCUGGCCACGGGUAAGGCCAUUCCCUUUCAUACCUAUGUGUGUCCCAGGUGCAACACGGCUCCAGAUCUGCCCGAGUGGAUGCGCCAAAGCGAUGGUUCGACUACAAUCAAAGUGUUUAGCUCCAGCAAACGCUCCAGCUAUUGGGAUCCCAUCUAUAUUGGAACGAUUCACGAUCCGCCCUACGAUGAACGCUUGAACUGGGAAGGCAUGUCCGAUAAGAUGAUCCAAUCCUUCGCCCUCUGCCUAAUGGGCUACAGCUUCAACACCCUGGACAAUGCCUUCUUGGUGCACAAGCCAGGCAUCAACAGGGGUCACACGGAUCACGCUCGACUGCGUUUCGCGGCCCGAAUAAAUCAACUCAUACGCAAUCGCUUCACAGUCGAAUACUUGCAAAAAUAUGGCUAUCAUUUCGGCUGCACUUUGUGA